AAUAAAACUUAGAUUGUCUAACCAGAAAAAGAAUAAAUGAACAUUUUUGUUUGUUUAACAAAAGGGUGUUAAUUUAUUACCUGUAACGCUCAUGAGCUGAGCAAGAAAUGAGUAGGUCUGCAUUACCCACACGGUAUCUCCGCUGUCAUCUUGCUGUACCACUUCUUACAUCCAACUUUAUAUACAGAUAAACUCCUCCAUCACACAACUAAACACACAAUAUCUCCAUCUGGGCUGUUUGUUUCAGACACAACUCAAUUCUACUACUAAAUCAUCUUCAACUCUUCUCCGAAGCUACUCCAGUUUCAUCUAUGGCAGAUCACAAAGAUAAAAAUGCACCAUGGCUAUCUGUGCCACAAUUUGGGGACUGGGACCUAAAGGGGCAAGUACCGGACUACUCCAUGGAUUUCUCGAAGAUAAGAGAAAUGAGGAAACAGAACAAGAGGGAUGUAUCAAGAGCCAGUCUUGGCAAUGAAGAAGAACUCAUAUCCUCAGCAACCAAACCAAGCUCGGGCCACCAAACUAUUCAUCACAAUUACAAUCAGGACCACUCUCCAACUAUGCGGAGGAGCAUUUUCAGCUACUUCAACUGCUGUGUCAAAGCGUGAGGAAGAUAUUCAAGAGCAAUUUUUUUAAUGUUUUUGAACAGACAUCUGUAAGAUGAACUUAAGUUACCAAAGACUCUUGUCUGUUAGCUAUUGAAGUAUGAAUGUAGAUAUGUACUGAAACAAGUUUCCCUUUUAUCACAAGCAAUUUCCCUUUCUCUGUUC
Molecule: messenger RNA, 770 nt
Organism: Daucus carota subsp. sativus
Lineage: Eukaryota; Viridiplantae; Streptophyta; Magnoliopsida; Apiales; Apiaceae
Exons: 3
Coding region: 312-608 (98 amino acids)
Source: RefSeq, a predicted model, not a curated record